Messenger RNA from Aspergillus uvarum CBS 121591, 540 nucleotides. RefSeq lists its product as uncharacterized. The record is from RefSeq and is a predicted model, not a curated record. The transcript has a single exon. The coding region runs from base 124 to 474 and encodes 116 amino acids. NCBI's taxonomy places the organism in Eukaryota, Fungi, Ascomycota, Eurotiomycetes, Eurotiales, Aspergillaceae.
GCUGCUUGACGAUUUUUAUGGAGAUCCCGGAAAGGGAGAUCAACGGGUCCAGGGAGAAUUACGUGGUAGGGUAGUAGGUAUACCAGGAGAGAGGGGCAGGGGGAGACAACUCAGUAGACUGCAAUGCUGGAGUCAGAAAGAGAAUCUCUUAUCGGUGGGAUCGUCCCUGGGAUGCAUGUCGGUUGGAGUCUCACCAAACAGAUAGAUUGGAACAGGAUGAAUGGAUUGGAGUCUCGCCCAAGGAUUGACCAGGCAAAGGUGCAACUCGCACCACACGCAGAGGGCACCAGCACCAGCACCAGCGCGCAAACACACAGGAAGGAGAGCGAGGGUCGAGUUCGAGUCAGUCAGGGUUCUGAUCUCGAUCACCCGCACAAAGGAAGGAAUGCAGAACAAGAAACACCCGCGGGUGGGGCUAAGUUCAGUCUAGUUUGUUGCCGGACGGAAUGGCAGCAGCCCAUAGUGACUGGGUAGUUAGUUUGCGGCUCUCUGUCGGACGGACAGACCGGCACUGGAGCCAGAAGCCAGAGGCCAGAAGGU